Melopsittacus undulatus (budgerigar) is the source of this 2391-nucleotide messenger RNA. It is a transcript of the gene PDP2, whose product is annotated as pyruvate dehydrogenase phosphatase catalytic subunit 2. The record is from RefSeq and is a predicted model, not a curated record. Gene Ontology annotation, cellular component: mitochondrion. Gene Ontology annotation, molecular function: cation binding; [pyruvate dehydrogenase (acetyl-transferring)]-phosphatase activity. The coding region runs from base 346 to 1947 and encodes 533 amino acids. The transcript is spliced from 4 exons. Lineage: Eukaryota; Metazoa; Chordata; Aves; Psittaciformes; Psittaculidae. Gene Ontology annotation, biological process: protein dephosphorylation.
CGUCAGUCAGUGCCGUCAGUCCUCUCCUGCCGCGCCGGACAGCCCGGAACCUGCAGGCGGUUGCGGGCGGUGGGGCGUUCUCUCCUGCGAGUCCCCAGUGUGUACCCUGGUUAAUCAGCGGCUGGCGGGUUGUGUUGCGGUGGCAGUUUGGGUUUCAGUGAUUACACUAAUUCACCUGAUGAGGAAGUGUUGAAGUGGCAAACACAUGCCACUGGGGUAUUGGGCAACUCUGCUUCUAGGAAAAAAAAUGCUAUCUUGCAGUGUCUGUCAGUCAGCUGAUGUGAGCAAGGCCAUAAGGAUAUUCUGUGUGACUGAAGGACAGUGCUGCUGUUUCUGGAGUGACUUAUGAUGUCAAGAACUGUAUCAUCCUGGAUCUUCAGCUCAGCCAGAAAUGGCAUUGUUUUACAAGGAAAAGGACGUUUGUACUCCAUCUGUAUGCCAAACAGAAACAAGAUAAAAUGGAAGCUUGUUUUUUCCAAAACACAGCUGUACCCUCCUGGAAGCAGCAGUUUAGACCAUGUCUUCUCCUUAAAAGCAUUCCGACACACUUCUACUGAAGAAGAGCAUUUUUCUUUCCAGUUGUCUCCAUCACAAAUCAAUGAUAUACUCAGAGCAGGGGAAUUAUCCCAUAAAAUACUGACUUUCAAUGGUAAAAAUGCAAAUUCUGUGUUGAGGUUUGAAAGUAACCAGUUGGCAUCCAACACCCCUAUAGAAGACCGCAGAAGUGCAGCCACUUGUUUGCAGACCAAAGGGAUGAUGUUUGGGGUCUUUGACGGUCAUGCAGGUUCUGCCUGUGCUCAGGCAGUGAGUGACAGGCUCCUUCAUUAUAUAGCAGUUUCUCUCAUGUCUCGGCAAACCUUGGAAGAGCUUGAGCUUGCUGUGGAGUGCAUGAAACCAGUUCUGCCUAUCCUGCAAUGGCACAAGCAUCCUAAUGAUGUAGAGUAUCGAGAAAUAACUUCACAAUAUUUUGAAAACCUCCGGGUUUACUGGCAGCAUUUACUUGACCUAGACACUGAGCCAGGAUUCAGUUUAGAAGAAGCCAUGAUAUGUGCAUUCAAAAGGUUAGACUCAGACAUAUCAUUGGAAGUUCAGGCACCCCAGGAAAAUGAGCUGAUGAGAAAUGUUGCCCUUCAAGUAGCUUUUUCCGGUGCAACAGCCUGCGUAGCUCAUGUUGAUGGUGUUAAUUUACAUGUUGCAAAUACUGGUGAUUGCAGAGCAAUUUUAGGGGUUCAUGAGGAAGAUGGGACGUGGUCUACUCUCCCUCUGACCCGAGACCACAAUGCUGUUGAUGAGUUUGAAAUCAGAAGACUGAAAAGGGAACAUCCUGGAUCUGAGGAGAAAACACUAUUUGUGAAUGACAGGUUAUUGGGGAUUCUCAUGCCUUCCAGGGCUUUUGGAGAUGUGCAAUUAAAGUGGAGUAAGGAACUGCAGCAUAGUGUUCUUGAGAAUAGCUGUGAUGUUGAGGAUUUAAAUAUUUACCAGUACGUUCCUCCAAACUACCAUACACCUCCAUAUUUAACUGCAGAGCCUGAAGUCACAUACCACAAAUUAAGAAGCAAGGAUAAGUUUCUAGUUAUUGCUUCAGAUGGACUGUGGGAGAUGUUAAGUAAUGAGAAGGUUGUAAAACUUGUUGCUGGACACCUUUCAGAGCUUAAUGUGCAGAAACCACAACUGGCUUUUGAGAAACCGGUUAAUUUGGGUUACAUGCACAGUUUGUUACUUCAGAGGAAAAACAAAGGCAUUGCCUCACUUGACCAGAACAUAGCUACUCAUUUAAUAAGGCAUGCAAUUGGAAGUAAUGAGUAUGGGGAGGUGGACCAAGAGAAACUUGCUGCAAUGCUAACACUGCCUGAAGACCUUGUGAGAAUGUACAGAGAUGAUAUCACAGUUACUGUGGUGUAUUUUAAUACAGAAACAAUUGAAAAUUACUACAGAAACAGUAAGUAGACCCGCAUUGUUGCUGUUCUGUACCACAACUUUGAUACUGGAACCAUUUCUGUCUUUCUCCAAUAGUCAAGCUGUUACCAGUGUUGUGGUCUGAAAGUUUAGAAAUCUUUUGGUUACUUACUAGUCUUGAAAGUAACUUCCUAGAAGUGAGUUUGAAAGUUUCCUGGCUUUCCAGGUCUGUACAUACUGAAGAAAAGAGUUUUGAUAAAAAUUCACUGAAAUGUAACUGAACUCAAGAUUGCUGACUCAGUUCUGAUUCCAUGGGAACCACUGGUAAACCUUUGCAAAUGAACAAAAGAGAGAAAUUAUACUGAGACUGGUGCAGUUUAAGAGAUGGAUAAUACUUGUAGCUGCAUGGAGUAUAAGAAAGGCUCUGCUCUUGUGGAAAACGAAUAGUAUUUUAUUGAAGCACUGUAUUGAAUUAAAUAAACUAUCAAACCUCUA